AUGUCUACCGCCGAGCUUGCCACUUCCUACGCGGCCCUCAUCCUCGCCGAUGAUGGUGUCGAGAUCACCUCCGACAAGAUCCAGACCAUCCUGAAGGCCGCCAACGUCCAGGAGGUUGAGCCCAUCUGGGCGCAACUAUUCGCCAAGGCUCUCGAGGGCAAGGACGUCAAGGACCUGCUCUCCAACAUCGGCGCUGGUGGCGGUGCCGCCGCUCCUGCUGCCGGUGGUGCUGCCGCUGCCGCUGGCGGUGCCGCUGAGGAGGCCGUUGAGGAGAAGAAGGAGGAGGAGAAGGAGGAGUCCGACGACGACAUGGGUUUCGGUCUUUUCGACUAA
Thyridium curvatum is the source of this 333-nucleotide messenger RNA. RefSeq lists its product as uncharacterized. The coding region runs from base 1 to 333 and encodes 110 amino acids. The transcript has 4 exons. Gene Ontology annotation, molecular function: protein kinase activator activity; structural constituent of ribosome; ribonucleoprotein complex binding. Gene Ontology annotation, cellular component: ribosome; cytosolic large ribosomal subunit. NCBI's taxonomy places the organism in Eukaryota, Fungi, Ascomycota, Sordariomycetes, Thyridiales, Thyridiaceae. Gene Ontology annotation, biological process: translational elongation; cytoplasmic translation. The record is from RefSeq and is a predicted model, not a curated record.